AUGCCCUCGUGUGGGUUGAUUGGACCUUGUCGUCUGCAUGGCACCAGGAAAGCGGGCGGUAAGCCUGGUGCAUGGCGCCUGGAGUAUGCAGUGGAGAAGUGGCACGGUAGAGGAUACUGGUUGGGGCAAAGCUGCUCAUCUGUCACUUAUGCCUCCCUGUCAGAUGAUAACGAGUACAUACUCAACAAGGGCGUUCCGUCUCAGCGGGUCAGCCUCUGGUGCAGAUUUGGGAGGCUUACUUGGCAUCUAACGCGUCCUCAGGCUGCGGCCCCGCUGGUCCAUAGGUUGAUUAGGCCAAGGCCGUCCAAGAGUUGGCGUGUAUUGGCAGACAGCGUACAGCCGGUCAAGCAUACGGGCUUUCUUGGAUGCGUUAGCUUUCGCCGCGCUGAGCUGACCUCCAACGGUGCAUUCGCAAUUUGCAUCGACACAAGACUCGUCGGACGUCAAGAUUGA
This is a messenger RNA of Bipolaris oryzae ATCC 44560, 453 nucleotides long. RefSeq lists its product as uncharacterized. The record is from RefSeq and is a predicted model, not a curated record. The transcript has 3 exons. Lineage: Eukaryota; Fungi; Ascomycota; Dothideomycetes; Pleosporales; Pleosporaceae. The coding region runs from base 1 to 453 and encodes 150 amino acids.